This is a messenger RNA of Acanthosepion pharaonis, 1347 nucleotides long. Lineage: Eukaryota; Metazoa; Mollusca; Cephalopoda; Sepiida; Sepiidae. The record is from the annotation of a GenBank genome assembly.
AUGACGUCAUAUCAUACAGUGAAAGGUCACAGAGUGUGUUGCGUUUGUAACGGUAACGCCUUCUGUUUCCUUCCUUCUACGUCUUUACACAUUAUCUUUCUAUCUCCCACUUUCCCUCCCAUACCUCUCUCAUUCUCUCUCUCUCACUUUUCUUUUCUUUCUUUCUCUUUCUUUUUUUCUUUCAGUCCAUGCCUAUCUAUCUAUCUUUUUCUUUCUUUCUUUCGUACUUUUUUUCUUUCUUUCUUUCUUUCUUUCUUUCUUUCUUUCUUUCCAACUGUCUAUAUCAGUGUUUUCACAUAUCUAUCUAUCUAUCUAUCUAUCUAUCUAUCUAUCUCUGUUUAUAUCUUUAAUUCUCAAAGGCCAAUCCAAGUUUUGUUUCUCAAAUUCACACACAUUCCCUCUAUUCUCGAAUUCAUUCACAUUCCCUCUAAUCUCAAAUUCAUUCACAUUCCUUCUAUUCUCAAAUUCAUUCACAUUCCUUCUAUUCUCGAAUUCAUUCACAUUCCGUCUAUUCUCAAAUUCAUUCACAUUCCUUCUAUUCUCGAAUCAAUUCACUUUCCUUCUAUUCUCGAAUUCAUUCACAUUCCGUCUAUUCUCGAAUUCAUUCACAUUCCUUCUAUUCUCAAAUUCAUUCACAUUCCGUCUAUUCUCGAAUUCAUUCACAUUCCGUCUAUUCUCGAAUUCAUUCACAUUCCGUCUAUUCUCGAAUUCAUUCACAUUCCCUCUAUUCUCAAAUUCAUUCACAUUCCCUCUAUUCUCGAAUUCAUUCACAUUCCCUCUAUUCUCGAAUUCAUUCACAUUCCGUCUAUUCUCAAAUUCAUUCACAUUCCGUCUAUUCUCGAAUUCAUUCACAUUCCCUCUAUUCUCAAAUUCAUUCACAUUCCUUCUAUUCUCGAAUUCAUUCACAUUCCGUCUAUUCUCGAAUUCAUUCACAUUCCGUCUAUUCUCGAAUUCAUUCACAUUCCUUUAUUCUCGAAUUCAUUCACAUUCCCUCAUUUCGAAUUCAUUCACAUUCCCUCUAUUCUCAAAUUCAUUCACAUUCCCUCUAUUCUCAAAUUCAUUUCAUUCCUCUAUUCUCGAAUUCAUUCACAUUCCCUCUAUUCUCGAAUUCAUUCACAUUCCCUCUAUUCUCAAAUUCAUUCACAUUCCCUCUAUUCUCGAAUUCAUUCACAUUCCCUCUAUUCUCGAAUUCAUUCACAUUCCCUCUAUUCUCAAAUUCAUUCACAUUCCCUCUAUUCUCGAAUUCAUUCACAUUCCCUCUAUUCUCUAUUUCAGUUAUUUCUUUCAAAUGGAAAUUAUCAUAUGCUACCAUGUGAUAUUUUACUCUAUCUGUGCUGCUCGGAUUGA